AUGUCCUCUCAGACCAAUCUACACGACGGCCCACAACAAACAUCACCCGCGGCUUUGUCCAGCGACGUUGAGCUCUCUGUGACAGACGACGUCCCAUCCAGUAAAGAUGCGAUCACGCGGGCAUACGCUUUGUACCAGAGGACCAAGGACGAAGAGCACCUCGUCGCGCUGAUGCGCUUGUCACGGGACUCGAUGAGAGACGUGCCCUCUUCGCUCUGGCCUUGGGUGUACAACUGGUGGACUCUUCGCUACAAGAACACGAACAUAGUCGACGAUCUUCAGGGCGCCAUCACCGUCGCGCAGCAAAUAGUCGACCUCGCACCCGACGAACACAUCGACAAAGUCAUAUACCUGAACAACUUGGGAUUUAGCUUCCGUUCCCGUUUCGACCGACUUUUUGCCCCCGAUGAUAUAGAGCAGUCCAUCGCUGCAUUCCGGCGCGUAGUAGAGGUCGCUCGGGUUCAACAUCCUGAUGAGCCGGACUACCAGAGUUUCGGCGCGACCAACCUUGCUCUGAUACUACGCUAUCGCUACGAGCUUCUUGGUCAGCUUCCCGACCUCGAGGACGCUAUCUCGGCUAUCCGCCUCGCACUUCAACUGACUGCUAGUGGCAAUGCCAACGAGCCGGCUCGGCACAGCGUCCUCGGACAGUGCUUAUGCCUGCGUUUCGAUAGUCUCGGCUCUGCCGACGAUCUUGAAGAUGCCAUCAUGGCUCACAAUAAAGCAGUCGACCUCACCCCAAACGACCACCCUGAUAAACCAGUCAGAUUCAAUAACCUGGGACACUGUCUCGGUCGUCAGUUCGUACAGGCUGGCCACCUCGACGUUCUCGAGCGCGCCAUCGCAACGAUUCACGGCGCGCUGGAGCUCACGCCAGAAGAACACCCUGCGUUGCCUGUGCGCUUGAACAACUUAGGUCACUUUCUGCAGUACCGGUUCGAUCAACUUGGGGAGCUAGACGACAUAGACCAAGCCAUCGCGAUUCUGACGCGCGCGGCGGAUCUCACUUUGGAUAUCCACCCCGACAAGCCCAUCCAUUUGACGAAUCUCAGUGAAGCGUUACGCAGCCGCUUUAAGCGCUACGACGACUUGGAGGACCUCCAGCUGGCCAUUGCCACACAGGAGCGAGCCGUUACACUUUCCCUUAGCGGAGGUCCUUCUCAGCAGGCAGGGAUCUUGGGUAACCUCGGUGUACUCUUGCAGACACGUUACAACCGUCUCGGUGCCCUCGAUGACCUCGAACGCGCCAUAGAAGUGCAACAACGUGCAGUGGAUCUCGCUUCUGAUGUCCACUCACUGGUCGAGAGGUCCAACCAGCUAGAUUCGCUUGCGACUUGCUUGUGGCGUAGGUUUGAGCGAGUUGGGCGUCUCGAUGACCUUGAGAACGCCAUCGUUAUCGAACGCCGUGCGAUCGAUAUCGCUCCCAAGGAUGAUCCAACCCAUUAUAAUAACCUCGGGUCACUCUUGAGGAAUCGCUUUGACCGCCUAGGGACACUGGAAGACUUGGAAGACGCCCUCGAAGCGCACCGUCGCUCGGUAGAGCUCACGCCAGAUGGUCAUACAGACAUACCUCUGCGCUUGUCGAAUCUGGGAGUCUGCCUGUCCCAUCGUUUCCACCGCCUUAUGAUCAUCGACGAUAUCGAGGAGGCCAUUGCAUCGCACUCCCGUGCUGUCGAUCUCACUCCAGACGAUCAUCCCGACAUGCCCCUACGACUCAACAACCUUGGACAGUGUUUUCACUUCUGCUUCGAACAUCAUCGUGAUCUGGAUGCCUUGGAGCGAGCCAUUGCCGCGCUGCUCCGGGCGGUUCACCUCACUCCCGAAGGACACCCCGACCGCGCAUCUCGAUUGAACAACCUUGCUCUCUUUCUGUAUUAUCGUUUCGAUAGUCUCAGGAAUGGUGAAGACCUUGAGCACGCGAUCGCAUAUCAGCGUCGUGCCAUCAGUCUUGUCUCGAACGACGCCUCAAUUCAGACCGUUCUAGCGGUCAAUCUGGGGUGCUUUCUGAUCGAUCGCUACAUUGCAUUCGACCACCCCGGUAAUCUUAUAGAAGGUCUCGAGAUACUUCGCCGUAUGGUCGACCUCACCCCGGAGGGUCAUCCGGACAAACCCGUGUACCUCAGCCACCUGGCUUGGGCUCUGAGAGCUGUCUUCUUGCGCGAAAAGUCUGCUCAGAGUUUUCACGAAGCCGUGACAUGCUUCCUUUCGGCAACUGCCCAGCCGAAGAUGACACCACGAGUGCGCUACAUAGCCGCCAAUACCUGUGUGGAGUUCAUUGAAGACCAUCGCGAUUUUGCCUCGCCUGAAAUCAUUCUGCAAGCGCAUGGGCGCAUACUCGAAAUGAUACCUGAGCUGGUCUGGCUUGGGUACAGUAUGACGCGCCGUAUGGUCGAAAUACAGACCCUCAGCGUUCUCAUUACCAAAGCCGUCUACGCUGCCAUCGACACGAGGUCUCUGGUAAAAGCUGUCGAAUUCCUCGAAGCUGGCCGAUCCUUAGUUUGGUCCCAGAUCCUCUCGUUGCGUAGCCCUUUGGACGAGCUUGAACGCCAGCACCCCGUUCUCGCGCGGGCCCUCCAGAAUGUUCACGUUGAAUUGCAGAGGUCCAUCAACGCAUCAUUCCCCGUUCGAUCUAAGCUACCUUCGGUCCAUCGUGGCAAUCCCCUUGCGAUGAUGACUGAUGCUGAGGCCGGAAGACAUCGCCGAUUUGCCAUCGAAUAUGAGCGUAUACUCGAUGAAGUUCGCCGACAAUCGGGGUUCGAGGGAUUCCUGCGUUCGAAGAAAGUUGCGGCCCUCAUGCUCUCGCCGUCCCUCUACCAUGGACCCGUCAUCUACGUCAACGUGGCCCAAUCCCGCUGUCACGCCCUCAUACUCUCGCCUGAUGGGCAAGUGGAUGCCGUUGAGCUUCCCGAAUUAACUCUGGAGCGAGCGACGAAGUUGAGUACUCAAUGGGUAGCGUGUCUUCGGCAACAGAAUGUUCGUGGGCGGGCUUCUAUUGGGGCCCAGAGCCAGAAAGUCCCGGGGCGCAAAUCAAACGACGAGCCCGCCAUGCGCAUUCUAGGUUAUGUCUGGUCAUGGAUUGUGCGUCCGAUCUUACAGGCGCUGGAUAUGCUUUGCAAUGUAACUGACCAGCAACUGCCUCAUGUCACAUGGUGUCCUACAGGUCCCCUCACACAACUACCGUUACACGCUGCGGGCAUCUACGGGAAGACGGGAGGACAGCGCGUGUACGAUUUUGUGAUUUCAUCGUACACCCCAUCGCUCUCUGCGCUCUCACGCUGCCAUGAGGCGGUUGCGAGGCAACUAUCGGAGCCCAGAGUCCUCAUUGUCACGCAGCCCGAUGCCCCUGGGCUACCACCACUGCCUGGAACUCUAGUUGAGGGGGAGAGAUUGCAAGCCUUGCUCUCCAGCUCCCACACCCCGUUUACAACUUUCAACGGCGUCGAAGCCACGACAAGCAUCGUGUCGGAGGUCUUAGGGCAGCAUUCUUGGAUGCACCUAGCUUGUCACGGGUCCCAGCAUUUAGCAGAUCCUACGCAAAGUGCAUUCGCUCUUCACGAUGGCCCGCUGUCGCUGGUCACUCUCAUGGCUAUGGUUGCAGACAACGCAGAACUGGCGUUUCUCUCGGCUUGCCAAACGGCGGUCGGCGACGAGAAGAUCCCUGAAGAGUCCAUCCACCUCGCAGCGGGUAUGCUUGCUGUCGGCUUCAAGGGUGUCGUUGCGACAACGUGGUCGAUACAGGAUGACGACGCGCCGCAUGUAGUCGAGGCGUACUAUGAGACUCUAUUACGGCUCCGCGCGUCUGGAAAGGUCAGAAGCGGGGAGACUGGGGCAGCUUUUGCUCUGCAUGAAGCUACAAAGUCAUUGCGGGAAAAGAUCGGAGUAGACAGCAUUGUGCGUUGGGCGCCAUUCGUGCAUUUUGGGGCGUAG
Molecule: messenger RNA, 3927 nt
Organism: Peniophora sp. CBMAI 1063
Lineage: Eukaryota; Fungi; Basidiomycota; Agaricomycetes; Russulales; Peniophoraceae
Source: the annotation of a GenBank genome assembly